AUGGACAUGAACACACCACGAGAAGGAGCCUCAAACUCGAGGCCACCCUUUUUCGACGGUAAUGAUUAUCCGUAUUGGAAAGCCCGUAUGACCACGCAUUUGAGUUCCCUAGGAGUUAGGGUUUGGAGAUCUAUUAGGUACGGCUAUGAGGCCCCUACCAUAGAAGACACUACGACUAAACAAAUGAGGGCUAAGGAGGACACUGAGUGGAAUUCUGCUGACAAUGAAAGUGUUGAGGCAAACUCUAAAGCUCUAGGAGCCAUCUAUGGUGCAUUGAGUAAAACUGAAUUUAGUCGUAUUUCCGCGUGCACUACUGCAAAAGAGGCUUGGGAUAUUCUCCGAGUCACCCACGAGGGUACUAAGACUGUUAAAACUUCAAAACUCCAAAUGCUUACAACACGUUUUGAAGAUUUGAGAAUGCAGGAAGAUGAGACAUUUGAUAGUUUUAUCACUAAGUUGAGUGACAUCAUUAAUUCCUUCCACGCAUUAGGAGAACCAAUCCCUAAUCUUAAAGUUUGUCGAAAAGUGCUUAGGUCCCUUCCUGAGAGGUUUAGGGCGAAGGUACUCGCGAUAGAAGAAAGUGAUAAAGUUGAUGAUAUUCUUUUUGAGGAACUUGUAGGUAAACUUCAAACGUUUGAAUUGAAUCAUCUUUCGAAGAAACCUACAUUAAAGCCUAAUAAAAGCAUUGCUUUUAAAUCAUCUAGAGAAGAAUCCUUUGUGACACAAGAGAGUGAUGAUGACCUUGACGAAGAAAAACUUGCUUUCUUUGCUAAGAAAUUUAGUAAAUUUGUAAAAUUCCAUAAGAAUAAUGAAUCUGAAAAUUUUCCUUCUUUAACUAGUGGAGGUAAGAAUUUUAAUUUUGGGGAUAAUGAAAAGAAAUCUUCUAUUGAUAAAUUCAAGAAAUCCCAAGGUGUACAAUGUCACGAGUGUCAUGGUUUCGGGCAUGUUCAGGCAGAGUGUGCUAACACUCUUAAAAAGAAAGUGGCUAAGGGGUAUAAGGCUACGUGGGAUGACGAUAGUGAUGAGAAUAGUGAUCGAGGUUUUGAAGCUUCUAGAUAUUCUGUACUUGUUGCCAACAUUAAAUCCCCCACGUCCCCUAAAUCAGUGGAACUUUCUACAACUCUUAGUGAUGAUAGUAAGUAUGUCUCGACUGACGAAGACUGUGAGAAUAGUGAUGAUGAUAUAGAUUCUAUUCAUGAGGCCUAUAAUCGAUUGUUUAAAGAAGGUGUCAAAUUGAAAAAGAAAAAGAAGGAACUCGUGAGUGUCAUCGAGAAAAUUAAUGGUGAGAGGAACAAACUUAGUGAUGACAUUGAAUCUAAGAAUACCGAGCUUAAAGAAUUAAAAACCUAUACAGCUAAUUUGAAAGACAAUUUUGCCAAAAUUGAGAAAGAGCAUGUGAAUGCCUUGAAGGCUCUUGAAGGGUCUAAGGAUAGGAUUUUUGAACUGGAGCAUGACCUUAGGGAGGCCACUGAGGCCAUAAAGUGUAAUGAGUGUGGUGCAACCCGUAUUGCUGAGAUGACACAUACGUUUAGAAAUAGAAGCGACUUAGGGUUUGUUGAUCCACCUUCACUGAUACAUAAGGCUAACGAGUUCACAAAGAACGAAAUCAAGUUUGUGAAAUCUGAUAUUGCAAAGAAUGAGGUAGUGAGCGAUAAACCCGAAUCUUCUAUUAAAUCUCCCACCAUUAUUAAGAAUGCUUACAAUAGUAAUCAUGCUUCUGAAAGGAAAAAUCUUUUUAUUUGUCACUACUGUGGUGGUCAAGGUCACAUUCGACCUUUUUGUUAUACACUUAGAAGGGACAAUCAGAGAACAAAGGGGAAAUUAUUUGUAGCCCCAGUUAAUAAAAGUGUUCAGUAUGGUCAACCCAAUGUGGGAAGACCUCAAGUUGUGCAUCAGUUUCUCACAAACUUUAAGAACGAGAAUUUUCAAAAUAAAUUGAGUCAAUUGGCGAAUCAAACUUCUCACCUCGUCGAGGAAAUCAAAAAGUUGUCAAAUUUGGCUAAAAAUAAUAAAGAGACUGAUAUGAUUGUUGAAAGACAUACCACACACGGUCACACCUCGCAUGUGAACACCAAACCAAAGCAAACAUGGAAGAGAGUGAAUGCCACUUGUCAUGUUGCACACACUACGUAUAGAGCACAGGAUGCCUGUGUUUGGUAUUUAGACAGUGGAUGUUCAAGGCACAUGAGCAGAAAUAAAUCUUUGUUUGCUAAGUUAGAGAAGUAUAAUGGUGGCUUGGUUACAUUCGGUGAUGGUAAUACGGGUAAAAUCGUAGGACAAGGCACCGUAAAUGCACUCGAAAUCCCUCUGAUAGAUAACGUGUUAUAUGUUGAGGGUUUAAAAGCUAACUUGUUAAGUAUAGGGCAAUUUUGUGAUAAUAUGCAUGAAGUCAAUUUCUCUAAAAAUAAUUGCUCUAUUAUUAAUGCUUCUGAAAUUUGGCACCAACGUUUAGGACAUUUAAAUUUUCCAGAAUUGCAUCGAAUAACCAAAAACGACAUUGUGAGGGGAGUGCCCAAACUUGCCAAUGGGCAAGGGCUUGUGUGUGAUGGUUACAUGAAGGAAUCCCAUGCUCAUGUUUCUACGCACACAAUCUCACUUGGAGCUAGUAAACUUACAUUGUUUAAGUGGUCUCUAUUGAGUCUCAGUUGGUCAUUUCCUUUGUUUUUCCAUGGCAAAAAGGGGGAGAGUUUUUAUGGUCAUGGGUUGGGGUGUAAUGGAGAGUGA
Molecule: messenger RNA, 2724 nt
Organism: Rhododendron vialii
Lineage: Eukaryota; Viridiplantae; Streptophyta; Magnoliopsida; Ericales; Ericaceae
Exons: 4
Coding region: 1-2724 (907 amino acids)
Molecular function (GO): nucleic acid binding; zinc ion binding
Source: RefSeq, a predicted model, not a curated record